Molecule: messenger RNA, 1581 nt
Organism: Fonsecaea multimorphosa CBS 102226
Lineage: Eukaryota; Fungi; Ascomycota; Eurotiomycetes; Chaetothyriales; Herpotrichiellaceae
Exons: 5
Coding region: 1-1581 (526 amino acids)
Biological process (GO): transmembrane transport
Cellular component (GO): fungal-type vacuole membrane; plasma membrane
Molecular function (GO): transmembrane transporter activity
Source: RefSeq, a predicted model, not a curated record
AUGUCCGUGGCGAAGAUGGAUGCCACAGGGACCUCGACGCCGAUCAUGGACGAGGAGAAACUAUCGAUGCAGGCGGACCAGCGCCCUGCUGACCCCUCCUUUGCGGAGCUAGGGACAGUAGAACCCGUUGGAAAUGGUGGCCCGAAAACGUCGUGGCAGAAGUUCGUGAAUUGGAUGGAGACUCGAGCCAGCCUGGAAGCUCGCGGUAUCGAACGCGUGCCGGAGUCCAGUCGCCAACGCAAGGUCUCGAUGAGAGACUUCUUCCAAAUCGGCAUCGUCUGGUUCUCGGCAAACUGCACUGCCAAUAACAUGACUGUCGGAGUUCUUGGUCCAAUCGAGUUCAAGCUAGGCUUGAAGGAUGCCAUGCUUAUCUGCGCCUUUGGAAACAUAUUCGGCGCCAUGUGCACGGCAUAUAUUGGUACAUUCGGACCCAUGUCUGGUAACCGUACUCUGGUGAACGCACGCUACACGAUGGGAUGGUAUCCAUCUCGACUGGCCGCUCUCUUCAACGUCGUGGUGCAAAUCGGGUGGGGUCUGGUUGACUGUCUGGUUGCUGGCUUGAUCCUAUCCGCUGUCAAUGGUGGAGGCAUGACAGUCAUUGUCGGAAUCAUCGUUGCAGCAUUAGGAACUUGGCUCAUCAUCACGUUCGGCAUUAAGUGGUUUCAUCUAUAUGAAAGAUAUGCCUGGCUCCCCCAAGUCUGUGUCCUAUUCAUCAUGGUAGGCACGGCCGGCCCGCUCUUCGAUACCACCUCAGCCAGCAAGGGUGAGGGCUCUGUCCUCGCCGGCCAUCGGUUGACAUACUUCUUCCUCAGCGCCUCUGGAGCCCUGGGAUGGUCCGCCUGCGCGUGCGAUUUCUUCGUCUACUUCCCACCGAAGACCUCACGCUGGCAAAUUUUCCUGUGGACGACCGUGGGCCUUGGUCUGGGCAAGAUGUUCCCAGAACUAAUCGGCAUUGGCCUGGGAAGCGGUCUCACCAAGAACCCUGCUUGGAAAGCCGCCUUCGCGAAAUCCGCGGGGGCUCUGUACGUCGAGGGUCUCGCGCCAUUGCACCAAUUCGGCAAAUUCUGCGCGGUCCUCCUGGCUCUGGGUAUUAUCGCCAACAAUGUCGCGGGAAUCUAUGCUGCGGCCUUGUCCUUCCAGCUCCUUGACCCGCGAUUUGCUCGCGUCCCCCGUGUGUUCUGGUGUACCGUCUCCACGAUCAUCUUCACCGUGACGGCGAUUGCGGGCCGCGCCCACUUGCUCCAGAUCUUCAUCAACUUCCUCUCUCUAAUUGGUUACUGGACUAUCAUCUGGAUCACCAUGACUCUGGAAGAGGAAUUUAUUUUCCGCAGAAAACGCGGCUGGUACGACUGGAGCGCCUGGAACACUCGCGAACUUCUGCCCCUUGGACUGGCGGCCAUUACGGCAUUCGUGAUCGGAUGGAUCGGGGCCAUUAUGUGCAUGGACCAAGACUACUACACAGGCCCGAUUGCCUCCUUGAUCGGAGACGGUGCGGAUAUUGGCCUGCCCGUCGCUGCAUCAUGGACAGCUGUCAUCUAUCCAGGUUUGAGAUACCUAGAAUUGAAGUAUAUUGGACGAUAG